Molecule: messenger RNA, 639 nt
Organism: Tachyglossus aculeatus (Australian echidna)
Lineage: Eukaryota; Metazoa; Chordata; Mammalia; Monotremata; Tachyglossidae
Product: olfactory receptor 6C76-like
Exons: 5
Coding region: 1-639 (212 amino acids)
Molecular function (GO): olfactory receptor activity
Source: RefSeq, a predicted model, not a curated record
AUGAGAAACGGCACGGGGGUGACAGAGUUCAUCCUCAUGGGGUUCUUCGAUAACCCCCAGCUGCAGGCUCCACUCUUCUUCAUCCUCUUCCUCACCUAUGCAUUAAGCGUCACCGGGAAUCUCACCAUUGUCACCCUCACCUUGCUGUACUCCCACCUCCGCACCCACAUGUACUUCUUCCUUGCUAGAGAUGGCCUUCAUGUCCGCCUACAUUCUCAGAUUCCUGCUUUUCUGCAUCAUUUUCUGGGGGGUGAUGAGUUCUUCCUCCUGGCCGCCAUGUCCUAUUACCGCUAUAUCGUCAUCUGCCAGCCCCUACAUUACACGGCCGUCAUGAACAAGGGCUUCUCUCUCUUGCUCAACACCCGGUUACUGGAGCUGAUUGCUUUUCUCUUGGCCUUGGGGACUCUCCUGGUCACCCUGGCUCUGGUGACCAAGUCGUACCUAGCCAUCAUCCACAACAUCCUGAGACUGCCCUCCGCUCAACAGAGAAGUCCUUUCUUCUCUGUGGAACUGGCCAAGGGGGCGGCAGUGUUCAACACUUCCGUUACCUCAAUGACGAACCCCUUCAUCUACACCCUGAUGGACGAGCAGGUCAAACAGGCCUUCAGGGCCCUGGUGCACCAGGGACUUGAUCCAUGA